Molecule: messenger RNA, 2568 nt
Organism: Podarcis raffonei (Aeolian wall lizard)
Lineage: Eukaryota; Metazoa; Chordata; Lepidosauria; Squamata; Lacertidae
Exons: 2
Coding region: 86-886 (266 amino acids)
Source: RefSeq, a predicted model, not a curated record
UAAGUAGGGAAGAAUUCUGAACAAAUAUCUUACUCUUCCCACUGCCUUCACAAUAUUCCCUAAACAGGCACGCAUAAGUUGAUGAAUGGGGAAUUAUCUAAGUCAGGGAUAUGAAGCCUGUCAAACAGCUGCAAAACGGCAUUCUCCAAAUAAGAUGCGAUUAAAAGAAAGAAACAUUAUUCAGGACCUGAACAGGAGUAUAAAAGACAAAUCGCAGUCCCUCAAGAAAUGGGUGGAAGAACUGGAUAGAGAUGUGGAGGUGGUUAUGAGUCUGAUAAAUGAGAAAGAGGAAAAGAUUAAGAAAUUAGAAAGUCGUAACAGGAGCUUGGCACACAUCAAUCGAAAACUAGGCACAAACAGGAAUAAUGCCAUCAAGGUUUUUCAGCAUCAAGAUGAUAAACCAGGACCUGCCUUACAGAGUAGAGAAAGCAACGAGCAGGCCAAUGUAAUUCAAGCCAGAAGAAAAGAGCCUCAUUUAUCUACGAAGAAGCCCGGUUCUCAUUUGGCAAGGACCAAUUCUGAUACAGAAACAAUGAUAAGAGACCCUGCAGAACAGUCUGAAAAUAUUAGGGGGGUACCUGUACAGUAUCAAAUUACUCCAAAGUUACCAGAGGGAAAUGAGAGAAUGAGUGCUGAAGACUUACUCAUAAGGCCUAAACAAGCCAAAUUGUCAGAUUACCUCUCCGAUCCUUUAAAGCUUUUGCAUGCAGUUUUACUUUGCGUUGGACUUUGCACAGUUUUCAUACUAUUAUAUACCUACUUCUUCAACAAUAACUUCAUAGUUAAUAGCCUUCUCCUGCUGCUGAAUGACCAAGACCUUGCAGAACUGAUACAAUUUUUUUCGCCAUGCCUUACUUGGAAAAAUAAUGGCCUAAUGCCAUUUUAAGAAUCACUCUUCUCAACCUUCUAGGAACACCUAAGAUUUAUUGCCACUUUAAAAAGCAAUAUGUACUUUAAAUUUAUAAUUUCCUUGUAUUAAAAAAAACCCACUCUCCAAAAGUAUGUCAUCUGAUUCUUUAACUAUUUUGCUAACACGAAUUAAGAAUUUCAGGAAGGUUUGUUCUCCUGUACAGAAGACAUCACUAAAGAAAGGCUGUAGCUCAGAAGUAGCGCAAGUGCUUUGUAUACAAAAGGACCCAGGUUCAGUCCCCAGCUUGUCAAGGCAUAUGGUCAUGAGAAGAUGGUCCCCCAUGAAGUAAACAGAGAGAAGAAUCAUCGGGAAAAAUGCCCAGAUUACAAUGACCAAUGAAACUAUGAAAUUCAUUGCCAUAGGAUGUUUCUGUUGAUGACUAGGAUGGAAAAGAGGAUUAUGGUUCUUUUUGAAGCUUUAGGCUGUGGCAAACAGACAUUGAAAGGCAAUAUACUGCUGAGACUGGGGAAUGGCAAUAGGCUACAGCUGAAUUGUCAUUGACCUGCAUGUAAAAGCUUCCUUGUAACUUUUGGUUAGUCACUGUUGAGAGACAGAAUACCAAGCUAGAUUGACCAUUGACCACAGACUGAUGCUUAUUUAGUUCUAACGCAUGUUUUUCAGUUUGGGAACAAUUCAUAAGGAUUCAAGAAAGUAAGCAGACAGAUCAUUUCAGACAACAUGGAGUCAUUUCCGGAAUUUCUCCAAAAAGCAUCAUAUGAAUAAGCUAAGCGGCAUCUGCAUCCUUUUCUGAAUGUCUCCAACAAAUAGUGAAUAGCAUUUAAAAUAUGCAGAAUGUUUUUACCCACAAUCACAGGUUAUUAGAAUGCAUGUCUGAAUGCUGUUAAUAUAGAACAGAAAUGGGAACGGCGAAGGUUUGCCUUUGGUUUUUAUUUUGUAUAUUCUGUAGUCAGCAUAAAAAAUGUAGAUGUAGGAUAUGCAAAAAUCAGUCAAGGUGCUGCUUGUGGAAAAGCUUGUAUACUUUCCUCUUUAUUUUUUCGUGCACCUGUGCAUACUAAGGCAGGUUGGUGGAGUUUCAUGGGAUUCUGAUCAGCAGCAGGACCACAGGGGGAGGAGAGGGAGAGUUUGUCCUUUUGCCCCACACAUAGUCUCAAGCUGCUGUUUGCAUCAGGAGCCAAAAGCCUCCAUUGAUCUCCCCAUGCAAGUUAUAGAACCUUCAGGGAGUAAUUUUCAUUAGAACAAUUACAAGAGGGGAAAGGGUUACUCUCUCCCUUCUCUUGCAGUCCCAUUACAGCUUUGACUCCACUAUAGCUGCUAUUUACAGUUUUUAAAACAAACAUUCCUAUUAGUCCUAUUUGCACAAUUAACAACACAUGUAGUCUGACCCUUACAUUGCUGUGAAUGCCUCAGUUCCUGUUCAUGCCCAAUACAUGACAAAACAGCUGUAGUGUCGCUCAGCUUCAUAAAGGACCACAACCAAGUGUACAAUCCAAGAUGUGUUUUCAUUUCCACAGCAGAAGUAUGAAAUACUGAAGCCAAAAGUGAGAUGGGGCCAAGAUGAUUAUCAGAAGCUGAAUCCCUUCAAAAUGCCUGUGUCUGCCUGACUGCCCACACCUAUGCAGAAUCAGUCUCUUGACCAUUCCUCCAGAUCCAAUGAAAAUGUGCCUGUCCUGUCUUGCAUGAGGCCAACAUGCACUGAA